Gastrolobium bilobum is the source of this 5106-nucleotide messenger RNA. Its product is annotated as ABC transporter C family member 10-like. Gene Ontology annotation, biological process: transmembrane transport. Lineage: Eukaryota; Viridiplantae; Streptophyta; Magnoliopsida; Fabales; Fabaceae. The transcript is spliced from 13 exons. Gene Ontology annotation, molecular function: ABC-type transporter activity; ATP binding; ATP hydrolysis activity. Gene Ontology annotation, cellular component: vacuolar membrane; plant-type vacuole. The record is from RefSeq and is a predicted model, not a curated record. The coding region runs from base 353 to 4792 and encodes 1479 amino acids.
UCUUUUUCUCCUCACUCUCUGCACUUCAUCGCUUUGUUUCCACGUCCUCCCAUGACCCUUGUCCCAAUCCCUAAACAAAACAUCAUACACGUACGUUGUCUUCGAGAAACAACACUCUCACAAUACUAAAUAAACAGAAGAAAGAAUUAUACAUCCAACUUCUGUUUUUUUUUUAAACAUAGGAAAAACUUAUCCGUUACGCGUUCAAAUGCCAAAUACGUUGUCAUCUCGGUUUUAGCCACCGAUCAUUUCAGACUUCGUGUGAUACUGUGAAAGUUUUUGGGUGUCACUCACACCGAUGGAAAUUUCUUCAGUACUACGCGAUUUGAGCAGCUAAGGGAAAACAAACAACAUGGCGGACUUUUGGAGCGUGUUUUGUGGGGAAUCUGGUUGUUCAGAGACUGGAACAAAGCCUUGUGGUUAUGGUUUUAAGUUUUUGAUUGAUCCUUCAGCAUGUAUCAACCACUUGUUGAUUUCUUGCAUUGAUGUGUUCCUGCUUAUCAUGCUCUUAUUUAUUUUGAUCCACAAGUCAUCAUUAAAACCAUUUCAGGGUCUAACACGUGUGCAAAGAUAUUCAAAUUUGCAGCUAGUAUCUGCCAUAGCCAAUGGUGCUCUUGGGUUGGUGCACCUGUGCUUAGGCAUUUGGGUUUUAGUGGAGAAGUUGAGGAAAAACCAAACUGCGUUGCCUCUUAAUUGGUGGUUGCUAGAACUCGUUCAGGGAAUAACAUGGUUUUUUGUUGGUUUAACAAUAAGUCUUAAGUUGAGACAACUUCCAAGAACAUGGUUAAGGAUUUUUUCUAUUCUGAUCUUCUUGGUUUCUGCUAUUUUUUGUGCUUCAUCCUUGUUUUAUGCAAUUAGUAGCAGAGAACUGUCCCCUAAGGUAGCUUUAGAUGUUCUAUCUUUCCCAGGGACAAUAUUACUGCUAUUAUGCACUUAUAAGGAAUCUAAGCAUAGGGACACUGACAGAGAAAUUGAUGAAAGCCUUUAUACCCCUCUAAAUGGUGAGUCCAAUAAAAAUGAUUCUAUUAGCCAUGUAACACUAUUUGCCAAAGCUGGAUUCUUCAGCAGGAUGUCAUUUUGGUGGUUGAAUCCAUUGAUGAAAAGGGGUAAGCAGAAAACACUUCAGGAUAAAGAUAUCCCAAUGUUGCGUGAGGAAGAUCGAGCAGAAAGUUGUUAUUUGCUGUUUCUAGACCAUUUGAACAUGCAGAAACAAAAGAAUCCAACCUCGCAACCAUCACUUUUGAGGACAAUAAUUUUAUGCCACUGGAGAGAAAUUUUGAUAUCAGGAUUCUUUGCAUUGAUCAAGGUACUUGCUCUGUCCUCUGGACCUCUGCUUCUUAAUUCCUUUAUAUUGGUUGCUGAGGGUCAUGAGAGUUUCAAAUAUGAAGGUUUUGCAUUGGCCAUAUCACUUUUCUUUACAAAAAUCGUAGAAUCCCUAUCACAGAGGCAAUGGUACUUCCGCUCCAGACUUAUUGGUGUGAAAGUUAGGUCACUGCUAACUGCAGCAAUUUAUAAAAAGCAAUUUAGGUUAUCCAAUUCUGCUAGAUUGAUGCAUUCUGGUGGUGAAAUAAUGAAUUAUGUGACUGUGGAUGCUUAUAGAAUUGGAGAAUUUCCCUAUUGGUUUCACCAGACUUGGACAACUAGCUUCCAACUAUGUAUCUCAUUAGUAGUACUUUUCAAUGCUGUUGGGCUAGCUACUAUUGCCUCCUUGGUGGUGAUAGUUAUCACAGUGCUUUGCAAUACUCCACUUGCAAAGUUACAGCACAAGUUUCAGAGCAAACUUAUGGUUGCACAAGAUGAGAGAUUGAAGGCUAGUUCUGAGGCUCUUGUGAAUAUGAAGGUGUUGAAGUUGUAUGCGUGGGAAAACAAUUUUAAAAAUGUUAUAGAAGGAUUGAGGAAUGUGGAGCUCAAAUGGUUGUCUGCAGUGCAAUUGCGCAAGGCAUACAACUCCUUUCUCUUUUGGUCCUCACCUGUUUUGGUAUCUGCUGCUUCCUUUGGGGCCUGUUACUUUCUUAAUGUUCCCUUGCAUGCAAACAAUGUUUUCACUUUUGUGGCAACUUUACGCCUUGUUCAAGAUCCAAUUAGAACCAUCCCUGAUGUUAUUGGGGUGGUCAUUCAGGCAAAAGUUGCAUAUGCCCGGAUUAUAAAAUUCCUGGAGGCACCUGAACUGCAGAGUGAAAAUGUCAGGAAGAGGUGUGUUAGUGAGAAUAUGAGGGGCUCAAUUUUAAUCAAUUCUGCAGACUUUUCAUGGGAAGAUAAUGCAUCAAAGCCAACACUGAGAAACAUAAAUUUGGAGGUUAGACCUGGUCAAAAGGUGGCUAUUUGUGGAGAGGUUGGCUCAGGCAAAUCAACUCUCUUAGCUGCAAUUCUCAGAGAAGUUCCUAAUACUCAGGGGACUAUUGAAGUUUAUGGGAAGUUUGCCUAUGUUUCUCAAACAGCAUGGAUACAGACAGGUACAAUAAGGGAAAAUAUAUUGUUUGGAUCAGACAUGGAUGAUGAAAAAUAUCAAAACACGCUUCAUAGGUCUUCACUAGUGAAGGACCUUGAGUUGUUUCCCCAUGGUGAUCUCACUGAAAUAGGGGAAAGAGGGGUCAACCUGAGUGGAGGUCAGAAGCAGCGAAUUCAACUUGCUCGUGCUCUGUAUCAGGAUGCUGAUAUAUAUCUCUUGGAUGAUCCAUUCAGUGCUGUUGAUGCUCAAACUGCCACAAAUUUGUUUACUGAAUACAUUGUGGAAGGACUUGUUGGGAAGACAGUCUUGCUGGUGACUCAUCAAGUUGACUUCCUUCCAGCAUUUGAUUCUGUUUUGUUGAUGUCAGAUGGUGAAAUUCUACAAGCUGCUCCUUAUCAUCAUCUGUUGAACUCAAAUAAAGAAUUUCAGGACCUUGUGAAUGCUCACAAAGAGACUGCUGGUUCUGACCGGCUUAUGGAUGUUACUUCUUCACAGAAACAUUCAAAUGGUGCUAGAGAGAUUAGGAAAACACCUGUGGAGAAGCAGUUUGAAACAUCAAAAAGCGAUCAAUUAAUUAAGCAAGAAGAGAGAGAAAAGGGAGACCAAGGAUUCAAGCCUUACAUACAGUAUCUGAAUCAGAACAGAGGAUAUAUAUAUUUCUCUUUGGCUUGUCUUUCUCACCUUAUAUUUGUGAUUGGCCAGAUAUUGCAAAACUCAUGGAUGGCUGUUAAUGUUGACAAUCCUCAAGUCACCACUUUGCGGUUGAUUCUAGUUUACUUAUUGAUUGGAGUUACUUCAUUAGUAUUCUUGUUGAGUAGAAGUCUAUUUAUAGUUGCUUUGGGCCUUCAAUCAUCAAAGUCUUUAUUUUCACAACUACUAAACUCCCUUUUUCGUGCGCCCGUGUCAUUUUAUGACUCCACACCCUUGGGACGGAUACUUAGUAGGGUCUCCUCAGAUCUCAGCAUUGUUGAUCUUGAUGUCCCACUUGGCCUUCUUUUUGCUAUGGGAGCUACUACGAAUUGUUAUGCUAAUCUUACAGUUUUAGCAGUUGUUACUUGGCAAGUCUUAUUUGUCUCCAUACCAAUGAUUUUUUUUGCAAUUCGCUUGCAGAAAUAUUACUUUGCCUCUGCAAAAGAACUGAUGCGGAUGAAUGGCACAACAAAGUCAUUUGUAGCUAACCAUCUUGUUGAAUCUGUUGCUGGAGCUGUGACAAUAAGGGCUUUUGAGGAGGAAGAUCGUUUUUUUGCGAAGAAUCUUAAUCUAAUUGAUGUCAAUGCUACUCCUUUCUUCCAUAAUUUUGCAGCAAAUGAGUGGUUGAUUCAACGGUUAGAAACAGUCAGUGCAGUUGUUCUUGCAUCUGCAGCACUUUGCAUGGUUGUACUUCCACCUGGGACUUUCAGCUCUGGAUUUAUUGGCAUGGCUCUCUCCUAUGGCCUUUCACUUAACGCUUCCUUAGUAUUUUCAAUUCAAAAUCAAUGCAAUAUAGCAAACUAUAUAAUAUCAGUGGAGAGACUGAAUCAAUAUAUGCAUAUACCAAGUGAGGCCCCAGAAGUAAUAGAAGGAAAUCGUCCUCCUGUGAAUUGGCCGGUUGCUGGUAAAGUAGAAAUAAAUGAUUUGAAGAUACGAUACAGGCCUGAUGCACCACUAGUACUACGUGGGAUCACAUGCACAUUUGAAGGAGGUCACAAAAUUGGUAUUGUUGGCAGGACAGGCAGUGGAAAGUCCACUCUUAUUGGUGCUUUAUUCCGUUUGGUGGAGCCAACUGGUGGAAAAAUCAUUGUUGAUGGCAUUGACAUUUGUUCCAUUGGACUUCAUGAUUUGAGGUCCCGUUUUGGUAUUAUACCUCAGGAUCCUACUCUUUUUAAUGGCACAGUAAGAUUCAAUUUGGACCCAUUAUCUCAACACUCUGAUCAAGAGAUAUGGGAGGUUCUUGGGAAGUGUCAGUUGCAAGAAGCUGUGCAAGAGAAAGAAGAGGGUUUAGACUCCUCAGUUGUUGAAGCUGGGGAAAACUGGAGCAUGGGACAACGACAGUUAUUCUGUUUGGGGCGUGCUCUUUUGAGAAGAAGUCGGGUAUUGGUGCUUGAUGAAGCAACUGCAUCAAUUGAUAAUGCAACUGAUUUGAUUCUGCAGAAGACAAUUAGGACUGAGUUUGAAGAUUGUACUGUAAUCACUGUAGCUCACAGGAUACCAACUGUAAUGGAUUGCACUAAGGUUCUUGCCAUCAGUGAUGGAAAACUGGUAGAGUAUGAUGAGCCAAUGAACUUGAUGAAGAAAGAAGGAUCGCUGUUUGGGCGGCUUGUCAAGGAAUACUGGUCUCAUUUUCAGUCUGCAGAAUCUCAGUGAAGCUGAAAAUGUUUUAUGAUGUAGCCCUUCUGUUUCUUUCUGUGGGAUUGGCAAGUAGCCAAGAAAGUGUAAUUAGAAGUAGGAUGUAUAAUGUAUUAUGUUUGGAAAUAGUCUAAAUGCCUGAGAAGUGGGAAAGGAAUUAGAGGGACAUAAAAAAAAUAGUGCAAAGGGAAAUGUACCAUUUCUAGGAUGACGUAUGAUCUGUUUCGCACCGGAAAGCUGCAUUAUUUACCAAUGAGGGUUUGUAAUUGCACAACAUUUUGAAGUGACAUUUUGCAUUAUAUAAUGUGGCAGUCGUUGUUUUCUGCUCUAUU